Messenger RNA from Callorhinchus milii (elephant shark), 1001 nucleotides. It is a transcript of the gene elmo3, whose product is annotated as engulfment and cell motility 3. Gene Ontology annotation, biological process: cell motility; actin filament organization. NCBI's taxonomy places the organism in Eukaryota, Metazoa, Chordata, Chondrichthyes, Chimaeriformes, Callorhinchidae. The record is from RefSeq and is a predicted model, not a curated record.
AGAGACAGUCACUACACUCCCUCAGUGGGUUCCUGUUUCUAUGAGGUGAGUGGGCUCAGUAGCCUGUGCAUAGCGAAGCCACCAUGCCCCCUCCCAAAGACAUUGUGAAGAUUGCCGUUCAGAUGUCUGGGGCCUACCCUCAACUCAUAGACCUCGACCAGAAAAAGCCGCUCUCGACUGUCCUCAAGGAAGUGUGCGAUGUGUGGAAUCAGAGUAACCCAGACCAGUUUGCAUUCCAGUACGUGGACGAGAUACAGAAUUACAUCACUGAGACGAAUCGACAUGAAAUCAAGAACGGAAGCAUCCUGUGUUUGGCCAAAUCUCCGAGUCGAGCGGCUGAGAACCUGUACACCGGCAUCCAGAACAGUAUCUAUGACGUGCGAUUCGAUUCACUGAAGGAGUUGGCAAGCCUGUCCCGGGACGUGACCUUCGCCCAGGAGUUCAUUAGCAAAGACGGUAUCAGUGUGCUGGUGCGCAUCGUGGAGAGCAGCAGCGACACCGGGGAGAGUCUGACACACACGCUGAAGGCAUUUAUGGAGCUAAUGGAGCACGGAGUUGUGUCGUGGGAAACAUUGACCCAUGUUUUUAUCAAGAAGAUUGCCAGCUUCGUGAACAAGGCAGCGAUGGAUGCCUCGAUCCAGUGCCUGUCGCUCGCUGUGUUGGAGAGCAUGGUGCUCAGCAGCUCCCACCUCUUCCAAGUGGUCAAGAACGAAAUCACUCUGGACCAGCUCAUCGCACACCUCCAGGUAACUAACCAGCUGAUCCAGACCAAGGCCAUGGCUCUGAUCAUCGCUCUCCUCCUGAGCUCCAAGGCCGCUGAGAAGAAGGAAACAAUGGAAUACCUGAACAAGAAGAACCUGCGGCAAUACGUCUUCAAGAAUAUUAUUCUCAGUUCCAACUUGUUGGGGGAUGAGAUGGCCCACUACCUCUACGUCCUUCAGUCCAUUUCUCUCAACCUCCUGGAGCCUAGGAUGAAGAUUCCCAUGGAUCCUUAUAACCAG